Molecule: messenger RNA, 4479 nt
Organism: Trichobilharzia szidati
Lineage: Eukaryota; Metazoa; Platyhelminthes; Trematoda; Strigeidida; Schistosomatidae
Source: the annotation of a GenBank genome assembly
AUCAUUUUGAAAGUAGACAUUGGUUAUGAUUAAAGCUUUAUGUAUUUUGGUCGUGCUUGGCUUUGCUACUGAGUCACAGUGUCUAGAGUUUACAAUAGGAGCUUUGUUAAGCAGUCAGAAUGCCUUAAAUGGUUUUGAGAAAAUGGUCACAUCGAUCAGAGAUAGUGUCUUCGACGACGUCAUUAAUUUUAAAGCAGCUGGAGAGAUCCUCGCUCUCAACGCACUCAAAGCCACGAAUCAGGUGUGUGAUCUAUUCAACUCAUCAAGAGGUAGAAUGUUUGCACUGAUUAUUUCUCAUCCAAAUGGUGCACCUGGAUCUCCACCUCUAUCAGUAUCAUUUACAUGUGCCUUUUAUCACCUGCCAGUUGUUGGCGUUAGCGCAAGACAUUCGAUUUUCAGUGACAAGUAUAGCCAUGGGAGCUUUCUUCGCACUGUCCCACCGUUUAGUAGUGAGGCAGCUAUUUGGGUAGAUCUUAUCAAAGCUUUUGGUUGGCGUGAAGUCUGUGUUAUUCACUCUGAUGAUCAUGAUGCGAAGAGAGUCCUUUCUUACCUGGAGUCGGCCUCUCAAAGGGGGAUGGAAUUUAAGAUUACACGGCAAGUUCCUAUCAACACAGACGAAGAAGAUGCUGCUCAAAUGAAAGAUUUUAUCAGUCUCUUACAACCUGUAAGAAAUGAACAGACACGCGUCAUUCUGCUAUUUUUACGUCGGAAGUUUGCAGAGUAUGUGUUUUUAGCUGCACGUAAACUUGGAAUGCUAGAUGCAGAAUGGGCUUGGAUAGUUACUGAACAGGCGUUGGAUGCUUCUAAUAUACCUAAUGGUGUUAUCGGUGUUCGACUACUUCAAGCAAGUGAACUUGAUCAUGUUGCUGAUGCAGUUCGAAUUGUUACACAAAGUAUUUUACACUUGGUACGUGCUGACUAUGACGCUAUGAAACACUUGGAUUCAGUUAAAACGUGCAGUGAUAUCCCUUCAGAAAUCCAGUCAAAAUCAAGGGGAUAUGGUAGACUAGCAUAUAGUUGGAAAGACUACGCUUCUAAAUUGUUUCGAGAAAUGAUUUCAAUGAAUCUAACUGAUGGUAGAACUGGGCGCUUGGAAUUCGAUGAGUAUGGUGACCGAAUCAAUCCAAUUUAUGAUGUAGUGAAUGCCCAACUGACCAACCACGAAGUCAGUGAUUCAUCUUCGCAGAAAUCUUUUGAAUUUGAAAGACCCACGCUAGUGUCCGUUGGUAGUUACGGUUUACGUCAGCCAACACCUAUGGAGUGGACUUCUGAUGAACCAUACCCUUCAUUAUUAUCAAUUAAUCUCAGUAAAUUAAUAUGGCCGGGUAACAGUGUUGUUAAACGUCGACAGUUGGUUUGUAUUCAAAGAAAUAGUGAUGGACAGUGUCGCAAAACAGAAAAACGACUUGUACACGCUGCACCAAUAAGUUUCAAAAAGAAAACACAUCUAAAAGUGGUUACAAUAGAAAGUAUUCCUUUUGUGCAUACUCGUCCAAAAUUGAAUGGUAAAUGUAAUGAAUCAGAUGAUACGUCAGUUUUCAAAGCUGAAGUGGAAUGUACUCAUACGGAUCCUGUUACUGGUGUGAAAAAGUCUUACUGUUGCUACGGCUAUUGUAUUGAUCUUCUUCGACUAUUGGCUAACAGAACAGGUUUAGAGUUAACGCCUACUCCAUUCACUUAUGAUUUACAUUUGGUCGGUGAUGGUCAAAUUGGUGAUGCUGGGGAGAAUGAAACACACAAAUGGACAGGUAUUAUAGGUGAGAUUCUGUCGGGCAAGGCUGAUCUAGCCGUUGCUCCUGUCUCAAUUACACCUGAAAGAGCUGCACGAGUGGAAUUCACAAAACCAUUUAAAUAUUUAGGAAUUACUAUUUUAGUCAAACGAGAAAGAGCCAGAUCGAAUCUCGGUUCGUUUCUACAACCUUUCGAAAGUUCACUGUGGGUUCUGGUGGCUUUGUCUGUACACGUUGUAGCUUUUGUACUGUAUUUAUUGGAUCGAUUUUCCCCAUUUGGUCGAUUCAAUACAAAGUUAAAUCCAUCAGAGAAUGAUAAUAACACUUAUUUAACUCUGCAACCAUUGACAUCGAAAAAACAAGCAUCCGAUAGUAAAUCGCUAGUUUUGUUAAAUUCACACGCAAACAAUUCACGGGAAGAUGAAGGCAUAAAUCUUAGCGGUGCUGUUUAUUUUGCUUGGGGCGUUCUUUUAAAUUCGGGAAUAGGUGAAGGCACUCCACGAUCUUUCAGUGCUCGUGUUCUGGGUAUGGUUUGGGCUGGAUUUGCUAUGAUCAUCGUGGCCAGUUAUACUGCAAACUUGGCUGCUUUCCUUGUUUUGGACAGACCUGAAGCAUUAAUAUCUGGAAUCGAUGAUGUUCGACUUCGUAAUCCUCAAAAAGAUUUUUUAUUUGCUACUGUUCGUGGUAGCCCUGUGGACAUGUACAUUAAAAGACAAGUGGAGUUCGCUACCAUGUAUCGUGUUAUGGAGACCAGUAAUUAUGAUUCUGUUGAAGAAGCCAUUCAAGCGAUUAAAUCUGGUUCACUGAAAGCAUUUAUUUGGGAGUCAGCAAGACUACAUUAUGAAGUUUCAUUGGAUUGUGAAUUGAUCACCACAGGUGAAGUGUUUGGUCGAAACAGUUAUGGUUUAGUAAUGAAAAAACGUAAUCCAUGGCUGCAUGAAUUAUCACAAGCUGUUUUAAAUUUUCAUGAAAGAGGAAUAAUGGAGACGCUAGAUACAGCAUGGAUUCAUUUAAAAUCGAAUAACUGUGAAAGAACUGAGUCAAGUCCUGCAACACUUGGCUUAACAAAUAUGGCUGGUGUGUUCAUUAUGAUUGGUAUGGGUCUGGUGGCAGGCGUUGUUUUGACCUUUGUUGAAGUCUUAUGCGUUAAACGUAAAGGCGAGAAGAAGAAAAGACUUGAAUUAUCAACUGCUGCAGUGCAACAAUGGCGUGAUGCUGUGCAUCGUCGAAAAAAUGAAAGGUCUUUGAAGGCACCAAAUCAACAAAUGAAGUUUUGCUAUAAGAGUAUGUCUUCUGAGGAUACUAAUAAACAAUCCGUUGAAGAAGAAGAAGAAGGAGAAGAAAUGAAAGAUCAGUUACAAUCCCCUAGUACUUGUCCGCAAACCAACUCUAGUCAUAAAGAAUGUGUCAGUUUUAAAAGUGACUUGUCAGUAAGUACCAAAGCAGAACAGUGUAAUGUCCAUGAUGAUUCACUCAUUACCAAAGGCAGCACUUGUCGUAAACGUAAAGCCACUGACUGUGGUAACAGUGACAAUGCUUUUAGUGAUACACUGAAUUCUGAUUUCUGCACCAGCAAUAACUUUAAUCAUUUCAAUGAAAAUGUCUGCAUAACCACUUAUCACUGCAGUUCAAGUUGCAACAAAGUCGAUGUUAAUGACAAGCAAGACGGUAAUGUUGAUAGUGAUUGUAUGGAUAAUAACAAAUUCAGAAGAAGUGUUAAUCAUGCUGUUAAAGUUAGUAAUAUUAAUUCAAAUAUAAUUUCAAGUGUAUAAUACACUUCAGUAUGGAAAACUUGUUCUUUCAUGACGUAAACAGAGUUCCAGUUUAAAAGACUAGAUAGAUGAUAAAGUAUAUAUUUUAGAUAAUUAUGUUAUAUGAACCCACUAGAAAAAGUAUUUGUUUUCUCUGAAUUCACUUGCGUAUAUCUACAACUUUUAUACAUAAAAAAUAUCAUAGUGAUUUGUUACUAAUGCCUCUGUUGUUGUUGGUGGUGGUGCUGCGGCUGCUGUUGUUAUUGUUGUGUCUGUUAUCUAUUCUAGUCAUUUGUUCUCUUCUAAAUACGAUUGUUAUUAAGCUCUGUUAAACAUAUUUUUAAUAUUUCAUAGUUCUUUUCUUUGAAUUUAACUAACUUAUGAAGCAAGUUUCACAUUCCAUCGUUGCUUAAUAAUGCAUUCUUAUUGCGUUUUUGUGUUUAAGUCACUUUACUCUUUGUAUCAUUUUAGUUGUUUCUAAUGAAAAAUGAUUGUCAGUAGUCAAAAGGAGUGCAGGGGUGGUUGGGAGUUGGAGAAAACCACCAAAUAAUUGACUACUUAAAUAUGAUGCCUUCAACACUAGCUAGUCUCCAAAUUUACUGCCUAUUAAAAAUAGCAUUCUUGUCUGCUUAGAUUUCCCUACAAUGACAGUCAUCUAAUAAUUAUUCUCAUUGUUCAUUUGUUCCGCUUGCUUUCAUUUGUUUUGUUUUUUCAGAGAGAAAAAAAGAAGGGUGAUUUGUUUAUCUCCAGGCUGUCAUUUUAACUUUAAAAUUUAAUUUGAUAUGCUAUUCCAUUCAGUUGAACUUUAAAAUAAUCUUGUGAGCUGCUGAAAGUUGACUUAUCUCUUCCCCAUUUUUUUUUACUGUGACGCAAUAUUUACUUAUGCCUUGUCGUGAUAUUUGUUAAUUAUUAUGUGUAUAUUUAUAAUAGUGUCUUACCAGAAAAAUAUUUUUACCUCUUCCAUUUAUUCAGAUAAAAUAAAGUUUUCAGAUACAAAC